Rotaria sp. Silwood2 is the source of this 285-nucleotide messenger RNA. The record is from the annotation of a GenBank genome assembly. NCBI's taxonomy places the organism in Eukaryota, Metazoa, Rotifera, Eurotatoria, Philodinida, Philodinidae.
AUGGCUUCGUCAAAUGAUCAGAUAAAAUCUACAUCAACACGUUCAUAUCAAUUACCAUUAACAAAAGUUAAAUCAAUAAUUAAACUUGAUAAUAAUACACGUAUGAUAAGUCAAGAUAGUGUUUAUAUAUUAACAUUAGCAGCAGAAGAAUUUAUUCGUAUGUUAACACGUGAUGCUCAUAGUUCAAUGAAGCAAUGUGCAUCAAAACGAUUAGAUCGUUUACAUAUAUUUAGUUCAAUAAAUACAAAUCCAUUAUAUGAAUUUCUUGAUGGUUCAUUUGAUUAA